Pieris rapae (cabbage white) is the source of this 2931-nucleotide messenger RNA. RefSeq names its product mitochondrial genome maintenance exonuclease 1. The coding region runs from base 128 to 1330 and encodes 400 amino acids. The record is from RefSeq and is a predicted model, not a curated record. Gene Ontology annotation, biological process: mitochondrial DNA replication. Lineage: Eukaryota; Metazoa; Arthropoda; Insecta; Lepidoptera; Pieridae. The transcript has 5 exons. Gene Ontology annotation, cellular component: mitochondrion. Gene Ontology annotation, molecular function: single-stranded DNA exodeoxyribonuclease activity.
UUUUAAAAUUAGUAUUCCAAUUUCCAUUCCGUACAUAAAAAAAAUAAUCAGAUUUGUGUAAUGUGUACUAUUUUACACAAAAUUUAGUAUUUUGAUUAAUGAUCCACUAUCUUUGUUGGAUAACAUCAUGCUAAGGCGAAUUUCUAGAAUUGGCUACAAUACUUCUAUUCAAAAGGAAUUUAUAAGACAAAAAAUUGUUAGCCCUGCUUCCCUUUUAAAUCCUGCUGAUAAAUUAAAACUAUAUAACAAGGAAAAUAAAGAACUAUUUGGUCCCUUGUUGGAAACGAAUAAGCAGAAAAAAAGUAGAUUGAAAAAAGAAGCUAAAAAUAGCGCACAUCAAAACAGAACAAAAGUUCAGAGUGAUAGUAUGCAAAAGUUUUGCCAUUCAGCAGCAAGAAGUCUUUUUAGCAGUGUGAGUUCAUUCAUUGCACCAGUCUACAAUUCAUCUGUGUUUCCAAUUAUAAAUAAAAACAAGAUGUACCAGAAUACAAGAAAUUUAUUGAAUGCUACUGGUGUGGUGUACAACAUUGCUGUGAGAAACAUUAAAACUUCAUGUGUUGCAAAUGCAACUAAAAGUUUUCCUGCUGAACCAGGAUUUGCCAGUGAGGAUAAAAUUAUUCAAAUUAGGCAACAUCAAAAUGAUUAUACUAAACAAUUCCCAUCUGUUACUUUAAUUCUUAACAAAACAAUGACAGAGGAGUCAAGAAAAGCCUUAGAAAAAUGGAAGAAGGAAAGGAUUGAAGAAAUGGGUCUUGAAGAGUUUAAUAGGUAUCAUGAAGCACAAAUGGCAGUUGGUACAAAGUUCCACAGUACACUAAAGAACUAUUUUACUCAGCCGCAAACACAAUUACGAAUUGAAAAAGAUGUAGAAGGGGUUUGGGUGUCUGUAGCAGAGGUAUUGAAACAUAUAUCUUCACCUAAGGCAAUUGAGUCAAAUGUUGUACAUCCCGUACUGAAAUAUAGAGGGGUGUUUGAUGCCAUUGCUGAUUAUGAAGAUAAACCAACACUUAUUGAAUGGAAGAAAUCAGACAAACCUCGAAAAUCCAUAGCCCUAACAUAUGACAAUCCUGUCCAACUAGCGGCUUACUUUGGAGCUGUGUGUAAUGACCUUAACUACAAACAUUUGAAUGUACGAGAUGCUUUGUUGGUCAUAGCCUACACUGAUGGUUCUAAAGCAGAUUUUUACCAUUUACACACAGAUAAAUUAAGAGAGCACUGGGCACAAUGGUUGAUAAGAUUAGAAGAAUAUAUGAAGAAGUUUAAUGAUGAAUCUGAAAAGCAACUGAAGGGUGGUAAACGCCUGUUUGAGACGGAGAUCGGGAAUCUCUAAAGAGUGAAGGGAAUACCAGGAGAAUCAUCAUUAUGUAUGAUUCUUAUGAGUCUCAGUCCUAAAUCUCAAUCACAGAAUAAUAAUCUGUUCAAUUAUAUAACAAUGAUGUAUGUAGUUCAUUUUAUUUUGUUAUUAACUAUUAUGGUUCAGCAGUUUACGAAACAAAUGAUCAUGUAUUUACGGUUAAUUCCAAGUACAAAUUCUGUAAUGAUUUUUUUUAACUAAAUAUUUAUAAUACAGUAGACAAAAGACAUAAGGAUUAAAAUUGUUGAAAGUUUUACUCAUAUACACUGCAUAGCACGGAUUGAUUUAAUAUUCUUUAUUCUAUAAAUUUAAAUGACAGUUCACUGCCCUAAGCCCAUGGGCAUAGUGACAGACAAAUUUUGGUCAAAAAGUAAUUUUAUGUAAUCUCAUGUUAACCAUUUACAAGUGUAAUAAAAAUGAUACUGAAUAUAUUGUUUAAUCCUUUAUGGAGGCCGCUAAACCUCAUUGAAGUUGGAUUGGUCGAGGGUGGCGUAUCAAUUGGAAGACUGGCUAUUUAUGAUUAGGAUGAUGGUUGACUUAUUCUAUAUUUUAUUAUUUUUUAUUGUCUAUUAUUUGUGUUGCUUAGAACUAGUUUUUUACUUUUUUGUACAUAAUUUAAAAUUAUGUACAAAAAAGUUGAUUUAUUAUGUCCAAGAUAUUAUGGACCUUAAAAUAGUCAUUUGUAUUGGAUUUGUACCGUAAUCGCUUUAAUAUAAAAUAUAUGGUUAUAUGAUGUAAACUGUACAUAUAAGAAAUAUAUUAUAAUAUAUAUAAUUGAGAAAUAAUAAUGGCACUACUGUUAUAUUCUAUGUUAUGGCUACAGUUUGUGUUCUAUAACAAAAUUCAAAUAUUGUAGCAUGAGGGAGUGUCACUUUGUUUGAUGUUUGUAACAUCUGUCAAAAGUUUGUCGCUACAUUCGGUAUUCGCGCCAAAAUGUUAAUGUAGAAUGGCAAUUACAAUUUUUUGUUGGGAUUUAUUAUUUUAUUACUUUAGAGUACUUAAUUCUUAAUAUAUUUUUUUACUCCUUUUAGUUUGCAAAGAUUUUAAGCCAAAUUAGUAUGUAAAUAAGCUAAGUUUUUGCCAACUUCAUUUAGAGAAUCAGUUUAUGUAAUCGGAAUUAAUAUCCAAGGACCGAUAACAUCAAAGAGAUUGAGAAGCGAGACUUACCGCUAAGUAUUACUCCCACACGUCUGAAAUGUACUAAAUUUGGACAUACAAGAGUCGAGUCUCAUUUGUGAAUGUAGACAUAGACAUAUUAUUUAAAUAUGAACACCAUUUUUAAUUCAUUGGAUUUCUAUAGACUCAACUUCACUUGAGGUACAUCUGAAAUAAACUUGUCUCUAGUCUCUUCAUAACCAUAAAUUAAGAUUCAUGCAUAAGUUUAAGUACGAAAAAUUCUUCUAUCUGUUUAAAUAAUAUUUAAGUUUGAUACAUUUUGACAGAUAUGAGGAUUGUCAAUUAAAUUGUCUGUAAAUUUUAGCCGUACAGUUUAGUUAAUUUUGACAUUUGAAAGCAUUUAAGAUUUAGCUGUUACAUUUAAGUUACGCCAUUUUUGUUUAAUAAACUGUUUUAAUACA